AGGAAGAGAAAACAGCGAGCGCACGAAAGUGAGUUUUACAUGCUGAGUUAAAUGGUUAAAUGCGUGCGUAAAGGUUGGAGUGAAGACAACUAAGAGUCCUAGUCCCGCCGCAAAAACUGGGUCAAAAUUAAAACCACUCGAUUGGGGCAAACAAAGUUCGGAAAGUUCCGAAAAGUGCAGCAAAAUCACACACGGCUAAGAAAAAAGUGCACGAGGGCGGAAGCAAAAGUAAAAAAAAUGGCCCAAAUAAUGGCCUGAAAAAUGAAAACGAUUUGAAAACCCUUCAACGAUUAGCGAUUUCCAGACUCUCUUAGCUUUUUUACAUCGACCAAACAACCACAUGAUAAAGGAACAAGGACGGACUAGCAAACCAAAUUAAAGCAAAGUGACGAUUAUGGAUUACCCUACGACGGUGUAGAGUGAAUAAUUUUAUCAACGGAAUAGCGCCACUCCAUCGACUGCCGCCUUGUGCUAUAGAAACGUGAUCUCACCACUCUCAUGAUGGAACUCUUGUCAAACAAAUCGGUUCCGCAACAAAUGGCCAGCAGCAAUGCGUCGAGCGCCAACGGCGUGGCCAACUCCUCGACGGCCAACGGAAGUGGAGGCGGUAGUGUGAGCAGCAAUGCCAGCAACUCCUCCGAGCGGCUGCUGGCUGGCAUCCUCGACAGCUUUCCCGCCUGGGAUCUCAACGUGGGACUGCUUCCCAAUGUGGGACAGAGCUCACCACCACGCACCGACUUCUUCAUAAAUAACUUCUUGGGCGGCCUGGACACGCAUGGCGACUUCAGCAUCGGACCCAUUGGCAGCGGAGCACGCAGCAAUCCAAAGAUGUCCCCGGAGUCCUCCAACAACUCAAGCAUCAGUUGCGGCUGGUGCGAGGUGAGCGCUUCGAUACGUUGCCUCGAAUGCAACGAGUUCAUGUGCAACGACUGCCUGAGGGAGCACCGCAAUAGUCCGCUGUCCUCCAACCACUCCAUUGUGUCCCUGCCCACGCCCAUCGGAGCAUCGCCCACGGGAGGCAGCUCGGUGAACGCACAGACUCCGCCCAGCGGCAACUUCAUUUGCGACAUACACAACGAGAUGCUGCGCUACGUGUGCGAUUACUGCCGUAAACUGGUGUGCCAGUGCUGCACACUGCACGAGCAUAAAGAACACAGCUAUGCCUCGAUUCAGAGCUUUAUGGUGGGCUCCAAGGAAAAGCUGGAGGGAGCCAUCGAGAGCAGCCAGGUGGGCACGCGCUGCAUUAAGAGCAGCAUUGACAAGGCGCUGGCCUUCAUUCGGCUGAUCGAGCGCAACUGCAGUGAGCUAAGUGACAACAUACGCAAGGCCUUCCGCCAGUUUAUCAUUGCAAUUGAGGACCGCGAGCGCUUUCUCCUGGACUUUGUGGAAAAGCUCCGUCAACGUCGCCUGGCCAUCCUUCAUGAUCAGAUGGCAGGCUUGAAGUCGGCUCUCGCAGGGCUGUCGGAGACCUCGGAUAUGCUAAGCAAGGUGGCGGAUAAUGCCUGCAAUAUGGACCAGAUCGAGAUUGCAAUGAAGUUGACCAAUGGCCAGCGGCAGAUGGAACAGUUUGCGGGCAUCUAUAAGGACCUGCAGCCCAAGCAGGAGGUCUUUGCGUUCGCACCACCGGACUACAGCCUUUUGCAGGAUAUCCGCAACCAGGGUGGUGUAAUCCUGGUGGACGACAAGAACAUGCCCAUAGUGUCCAGCAGCAACGGCAUUGUGCCGAGUGUCUCCAGUGUGAGUGCUGUGGCUGCCGCCUCCGUGGGCGUUGGUGUCGGAGGCGUUGGCGGUGGAGUCGGAGGCGUUGGAGUUGGCGUUUCCAACGGCAUGGACAUAGCUUUUGGCAUGAACAUGGCUAGCAAUCCUCUAACCGUGGCCUCCUCGAGUGUUCGACGCCCUUUGCUGCGGGACAACAGCUUCCGGAUUCCAUCACCUAUUAUGCAACCACGCGGAGGAAGUGCCUGUGGAAUGUCUAGUGGCAUGUCCAGUGCUGCUUUGGAUUGGGAGCUCAACGGACUGCGCAGCUCACCCGGACUUCACUUCAGUGCGCCAAGAACCACUCAGGCGAUCCCGGGGUGCAUGGAUCUGGUAAAGGUGCGGAACUCGAGUGCUCUUUCGCUGUCCUUCGCCACCGAGGGUCAUGAGGACGGACAGGUGAGCCGACCGUGGGGACUGUGUGUUGACAAAAUGGGCCACGUGCUCGUAUCGGAUCGCCGAAACAAUCGCGUCCAGGUCUUUAAUCCGGACGGCUCUCUAAAGUUCAAGUUCGGACGCAAGGGCGUUGGCAACGGAGAGUUCGACCUGCCCGCCGGAAUUUGCGUGGACGUGGACAAUCGCAUCAUUGUGGUGGACAAGGACAACCACCGCGUGCAGAUCUUCACCGCCAGCGGCGUCUUCCUGCUUAAGUUUGGCAGCUAUGGCAAAGAGUACGGACAGUUCCAGUAUCCGUGGGACGUGGCCGUGAAUUCGCGCCGUCAAAUCGUGGUCACUGAUUCACGCAAUCAUCGCAUUCAGCAAUUUGACUCAGAGGGCCGCUUCAUUCGCCAGAUAGUGUUCGACAACCAUGGUCAAACCAAAGGAAUCGCCUCGCCACGAGGCGUUUGCUACACGCCUACGGGCAACAUUAUAGUGUCUGACUUCGACAACCACUGCCUCUACCUGAUUGAUCCGGACAUCAACGAUAUUCUCUCUGUUAAAGGACACGAGGGCUCAGGCUUCCAUGAGUUUAAUCGGCCCUCGGGCCUGUGCUGUGACGACGAGGGUCGCAUUAUAGUGGCCGAUUCCAAGAAUCAACGCAUCCUGGUCUUCAAUCAAAACCUGGACUUUAUGUGGGAUAUUGAGGUGCGACCCUCCAUCAAUCCUCUAAUGCCGCCAACGCUGGACGAGAAGGAUCGCACCUGCGAUGUGGCCAUAAUGCCAGACGGUCGCAUCGUUUUUCUCAUUGAACUGUCGCCAGACUCCAAGGAAGGGUCAAACCCUUACAAGCGGUUUGUGCACGUAUUCUAAAUUAGGCUACGAGCGCCGAUCUUUUUUAGACCAUUUACAAGAGCUAAACGUUAGCGUAGAGACCCACUUAACAGGACGAUAGAGAGCAGGUGCCGAAACUGAAAUAAUAAGGGAAAGGGAAAAGUCAGAAUCAGAAGUGCAUGGAAAUUAGCGAAAAUUUUUAGCUUAAGUGCUACAACGAUUACCUCGAUAUUGCUUAAGAGUUAUGGUUACGAUUUGGUAAUUUACAAUACAAUACGAAUAACACAUAUGUAUCUAUGGAUAUCUAUAUCUAUACGCAUAUGCAUAUAUCUAGCGAAUAUACAAGCCCAACCAACCAACCAAUUAAAACUAAAACGAAAAUGAAAACUAAUGCGAAAGGCAGUUGAAAAUGAUAUAGGAGAUAUAUAGUCGUAGGAUCCGAAAGCAUUCAGUAGAGUUACCAAACCUAGAAAAGAUAAAGCAAAGAGGGAAACUCAACCAUUUACUAGAUGAAAAUAUUAUUACCUGUUAGUUAGACUGAAAGGCAGUUUGCUAGCUGAUAGAACGAGGAGGAGUAGAGAAGGAGGGGUGCGUUUUUAUGGGGUUGCUUAGCGGAAAGAGGAAACUACUUUUGACAAGAGUUACUAAACAUGAUUUGCAGAGACACUGUGGAAUGGUAUUAAUGUUUGUAUUAUAAUCUUAAUUCGUUUGUUUAGUUCAGUUUUACGUUUAUUUUACAACUAUUUUUUUGGUAAAUAUUUUUAAUUAUUUUUCUUAUAAUUGAGACUGAGCAAGUGAGUACACGAACUUUGUAAAACGAAGCAAAGCAAAACAAAGAAACAAACAAAACCGAAAAUAUUGAUGAAACCCGCUGACUUUUGGUUGAACUUUUAACGAAGACUGAUUAACUAAAUCGCAAUUUCGGAGCCAACUAAAGAACCAUAUAUGGUGAGGCCAAAAAGUGAAAAACAAACGCACUCAAAUUGCAAUGACAUUGAUAACGUAAAGUAACUUAACAUAGCUUAACAUACAUACUUUCAUACAUAUAGCGAUACAGAUAUCUUAUAGAUCCGAUCAUCCAGUCACGAAUCAUCAAGGGCAUAGCUGAAACCGAGUUUAACUGACACUCAUCGACAUUCACCCACUCAUUCAUAGCCAUUAUGCAUCACAGGGCUUUAGUUUGUGUUGUUAAUUUGUAAUUAAUGUGAAAGGAUUUGCCCGCAGGAUACACGUCAGGUUGAAGGGAGGGGUUAGCUGAAAAUUAGGAGGAGAGUUGGGGGGUGUUUAACAAACAAAACUUAAAACUAAAAACAAAAUAACGAAAAAAUUAUCAUAAUUUUUGACUCAAUGUGUUCAUUAGCAUUUAGUAGACUUAGCGGGCGUGGCAUAGUGAAAAAAUAUGGAAAACCAGAGCAAUAUAUGGGCGUAUUGAAUACACAUUUAGGUGACAUGUUCCUCGCAAAAGAAACAAAUAAAACAAAACGAUGAAACUUAAUGAAAUCACGAAUUAGCUGAAUUAUCUGUCUAGAGGUGGAACGAUUUUUAAUAGCAAAUCUAUACACACACAUAAAUAGAGACGACUAGGACCGAUUCUGGGCUAAGGCCAAGCGUUCAAAAAUUUAAAAAUGUAUUAGCAAACUUAGUUACUUAGUUUACGUUAUGUUCUUACUGUUUUGAGACGUUCUAUUCUUUGUACUUGUGUUCAAACCCGACUUCAACGGAUCGACAGAGAGAUGAUACAUAGCUAACACUCCUUCCACGAAUAAAGCAACAUUGCAUAAAAUGCGCAAAACAAACAAAAACAAAAACAAAAACCCUAACACUAAAACUAACCUUUAAAAAAAGAUGCAAAAAAGCCAAAGGCUCUACGAGAGCUGUGGCAACAAAAAACAUAUACAAUAUUUAUAUACACUUAAUAUACACCAGAAGGCAGAAGGGAGAAGGCAGAGGGCAACCCCCACAUAGAGCUAUAUAGAGUAGAUAUCGUAAUUAUUUUACACCUUAGUUUAGCCAACCCCCGAAAUUACGAAAGUACGGGGACCCACACGAUCGCCAUAACAUACUCGUAACCUCAUUUUAUCCAAUCGUAACACCUUAAAGCGCCGUUCAUUUCUUGUGAUCCAGAUCGAAUCAUUCAAAAACAUACUCGCACACAAAGCGCACGCAGAGCAUCCCCCACAAAUAUCGUAUGUAUAUAUCAUAUAUAUCGCAUCGUAUCGGGCCUAGCGACAUCUGAGAGAAUGCCAUAUUUUAUAUUUGUGUGAGAUUUACUAAACCAAUACUAAAGAACUAAUACUUAUAUCAUUACAAAUGAACGCCGUUUUCUAAAAGCCACAGUUUAGAAAUUGUGUAAAAAAUGUAAACAAAAACUAAAAAAAAAUUAACUUCAAGCAAAACAGAUAGGAAGGACAAUUAUUGAGAUUUAAGCGAAUACCGAAUGCCAUAAUUCAAAAUAAAAAGCAUUUAAACAUAUAUAUCUAUAGAAUACUAAAGUAUGUUAAACACAACAAAUUACUACAAGUCAUGAGGAUACUGAACAAUUUGCCAAAGGCUUAAGAAUCAAAAUGAAAAGCAAAACCAAUAACUUUAAAUAACUCCACACUACACUCAAACACACACACACAUUCAAACCAAUAGUUAAUUAAACUUUUUACAAAAUACAUACCAAAAAUACUUAAUUAACUGCAAGCAGGUAUUUUUUCAAAUAAACCGAAUAUUCCAAAAACACGUUGCCCAAAAUACACCUACGAUUAAUUCUAAAGCAAAAAAAUGCUCAUAUACAAGUAGCUACUAAAAUAAAAAACACUAAACGAAUCCAAAACUUAAAUCAGGUAUUCAAAUUUUUUUCGUAUUACGUACUUAGCAUUUAAGGAGAAAAGCGUAAUGGCAAACUUAAUGACUAAAAAUCAUGCUGAAAAUGAUUUUCAAAGGUAAAAUAAAAAAAAUGAACUUCGCAAAACCACAUACAUAUUUACUAAGCAACUUUUUUAUAACAAAUCGAUUGACGAUGCUAAAACAAAACGGAAUGAACUCUUAUAUCAAAAUAAAAUUUUGAGUAAAACUUUUAAUGACAAAUGCAAACGCAAUUCUCGACAAGCUCGGAGAAAUGAUUUCAUUACCUAUAAAGAUCUUUGAAAUGAUUCAUUACGCAUACAUACAUAUUUUGUCGCUAUCAUUUAGCCAUUAGUUUGUAACAAACCCCCCAGAUUGUAACUAAAUUUGAAAAUAUUUCUUAUUUGGAAAUUAUAUACAUAAACAUACGCAUACAUACAUACACGUACUAACAUAUGUAAUAAUUAUGGAGCAAUUGAGUACAAAACGAGUACAAAUUUAAAAUAUAAGCCAGAUCAGACGACACAGACACACACACAGCUUAAGUUAAAACAUACAUACAUAGAUCGAUCGGACGAGCGCAGCAUAAGAAAUAAUGAUAGGCCAGCUACUGGUUUCGCAUAGCAUACUGCAUACUGCAUAUAUUCGUAGAGGAUCGGGAUGAGGGUCAGGAUCGAAUGGAGAAUUCAUCGAAAUAGCCAGCAUACUAACCACACUUAUAAGCAUAGUCGCAUACAUACAUAGUUACUUAAACAUAGACUAACCCCCAUAUACUAUAUAUCUAGGACAAGCGAUUACCAAAAUUUCCGAAAAUCCCUCCUACUCCUCUUAAUCUUCAAAUAUGAUUUGCUUGCGAUAAGUAAGGGGAGAUCACGUUUGGCAUAUGCAAAAUUUUCUCAUACAUUCUCACCCACUCAGCAGCGUACAGCGUACAUACAUACAUAUGUAGAGGCGUGCGGGUACUAGGUACACCCACCAUUAAGCAGCUAUUAAGUCAUAUGGCGAUAAAUCUAAAGAAAAUCUACCAAAAUCAAGCGACAAAUUCAAUAACGAGUUGCAGUUAAAAAUUGUAAUUGUCUAAUAGUGAAAAGCGAGAAAAUCUGAAACAAACGCAUGCCACGGUUACUACGAUACGUGGUUUGUCAUUUUUCUAUAUACAUGCGUACACAUACAUAUUUAUAUACCCAAAUAUAUAUAUACAUACAUAGAUGUGGACUUGACGAGACAAGAAUAAGAGUAUAUUUUAUACGAUAAACAAAUUUUAUAACAUAUUUAAUAAUAAAUUAUACACUAAUAAUUGUGGA
Drosophila ficusphila is the source of this 7103-nucleotide messenger RNA. RefSeq names its product protein wech (gene wech). Gene Ontology annotation, biological process: protein polyubiquitination; proteasome-mediated ubiquitin-dependent protein catabolic process. The record is from RefSeq and is a predicted model, not a curated record. Bases 499 to 3006 code for a protein of 835 amino acids. The transcript is spliced from 6 exons. Gene Ontology annotation, molecular function: ubiquitin protein ligase activity; zinc ion binding; protein binding. NCBI's taxonomy places the organism in Eukaryota, Metazoa, Arthropoda, Insecta, Diptera, Drosophilidae.